This is a messenger RNA of Selaginella moellendorffii, 4395 nucleotides long. Its product is annotated as kinesin-like protein KIN-4A. The coding region runs from base 291 to 3527 and encodes 1078 amino acids. NCBI's taxonomy places the organism in Eukaryota, Viridiplantae, Streptophyta, Lycopodiopsida, Selaginellales, Selaginellaceae. The record is from RefSeq and is a predicted model, not a curated record. The transcript has 27 exons. Gene Ontology annotation, biological process: mitotic spindle organization; microtubule-based movement. Gene Ontology annotation, molecular function: ATP binding; microtubule binding; microtubule motor activity.
AACAACUCACUUCCCACCAAGCUUUUUUAGGUUUGCCACAUUCUUGUUGCGCGCGAUUCCUCGCGAUUCUAAGUAGGGUUUGGCGGCGCCGGGGGCGCGAGCCUAGCGGAAGCAUCGAUUUUGAUCGAUCGAUGAUCAAGAUUUUUGGAAUGCUCCAGGUGAGGCCGAUUCUUCUCGAGAAUUCUUGCCGCGGGGAGCGAUGCGGCCGAGAGCUCCAAUGUAGGUGGAUGGGAGCGCCUUGGAUGUAGAUAUUUCGGGGCUGCGCGGUCUAUCUAAGCUCUAGCCAGUGGAUGGGAAUGGAUUGUUGCGCAAACGGGAUUGAGGCAACGGCAGAAGGGGGUGUAGCAUCGGCAGAGAAGGAUCAGGUUCUCCAGGCAGUCCAGGUUGCCGUGCAUAUCCGCCCAUUGAUUUUGCAAGAACGAAUCCAAGGUUGUAAGGAAUGUGUUUCUCCGGUACCAAACGAACCACAGGUCCAACUGGGUUCUCAUGUUUUCACAUUCGAUCACGUCUAUGGAAGCGCCGCCUCUCCGCCUUCACACAUUUUUGAAGAGUGCGUAGCUCCGUUGGUUGAUGGCCUCUUUCACGGGUAUAAUGCAACAGUUUUGGCGUAUGGACAGACUGGAUCAGGCAAAACAUACACGAUGGGAACCGGUGGGAAUGCCGAAGGAAUCAUCAGAAGGGUCAUGGAGACACUUUUUCGGAAGAUCGAGAAGCUCAAAGACAAAGCUGAUUUCCAGUUGCGGGUCUCUUUUAUUGAGAUACUCAAGGAGGAAAUUCACGACCUCCUUGACACGAACCCUUCCCAGGCUGUCAAGCAAGAGCCAUUUGUUGGUGUCUUUGGCGUCAAGCCUUGCUCACCUGGAAAGCCACCUAUCCUAAUUCGUGAGACUACGGGAGGAGGAAUCACACUUUCCAGCGUUACUGAAAUCGACGUAACUAAUCUGCAUGAAAUGUCCUCGUGUCUAGAGCAAGGAUCUGCAUUUCGUGCGACGGGGAGUACUAAUAUGAAUACACACUCAAGUCGUUCCCAUGCCAUUUUUACGAUCACGAUGGAGCAACGUAGAAGGCCAGACCCUUUAGUUGGCUCACCUGAGGACGACUACUUAUCCGCCAAGCUGCACUUGGUGGAUCUUGCAGGGUCGGAACGAGCAAAACGGACUGGAACGGAUGGGUUGCGUUUCAAAGAAGGUGUUCAUAUCAAUAAGGGACUUUUAGCUCUUGGAAAUGUCAUCAGUGCUUUGGGAGAUGAUAAAAAACGUAAAGAAGGAGGGCAUGUUCCUUAUAGGGAUAGCAAACUCACUCGUCUAUUGCAGGACUCCCUUGGUGGCAACAGCAGGACUGUUAUGAUAGCAUGCGUCAGCCCUGCAGAUUCUAACGCAGAAGAAACUCUCAACACUCUGAAGUAUGCUAAUCGGGCUCGAAAUAUUCAAAACAAGCCGACUGUAAAUCGUGAUCCAGCUGCAGCAGAACUUCUAAAAUUAAGACAGCAGAUUGAAAUUCUACAAAAUCAACUUCUUUGUGCGCAGGAGGCAAAUAGUUCUGACGACCUCCAGAUACUUAAACAAAAGGUCGUAUGGCUCGAAGCCAGAAAUGCCGAAUUAUGUUUGGAGCUACAACAAUCUCGUGAUGCUCUUGAGGCCCUUAUGCAGGAAACUCAUGUGCAUUGUGGAUCUCAGUAUGAAAACCGCGAGGGUGUGACAUCACAGGCAGAAACAAUUCUAGCUAAUCAAGUUUCACGGAUUAAAGAGCUUGAAACUGAGUUGCAGCAGCUGAAAGCUCGUGCUUCUCAACAAACUGUUCAGAGUUGCCAUCCACCAAUGAUGAGCUGCAUGAACGGGAGUGCUCCAGAAGUGGUAGACCUGGAAAUUCCCAGCGAUCUCUCGCCUGAGAUAGAUACACAUGCCAAAGAAUUGGAACACACUAUUCUUCAGGACAGUCUGGACAAAGAGUUACAAGAAUUAAACAAGAAACUUGCUCAGAAAGAGGCGGAGAUGAAGUCGUUCACAAAAUCUGACUCUAUGGUUCUAAAGCAGCAUUUCGAAAGAAAGCUGGUUGAGCUCGAAGAAGAGAAGAAGGCAUUGCAGAGGGAGAGAGAUGUUUUACUUGCCGAGCUAGAAAAUCUUGCUACCGCCUCUGAUGAGCAAACACACAAAAUGCAAGAUUCAUACAUUCAAAAGCUUAAAGAACUCGAAUAUCAGAUAGCUGAUUUGAAAAAGAAGCAAGAUAAUCAGUCGCAGUUGCUAAAACAAAAACAGCGCAGUGACGAGGCUGCGAGACGUUUGCAUGACGAAAUCCAUCGAAUCAAACAACAAAAGGUGCAAUUGCAACAAAAAAUUAAGCAGGAAUCUGAGCAGUUCCGGUUGUGGAAGGCUGCUCGUGAGAAAGAACUGUUGCAGUUACGGAAAGAAGGACGAAGAAAUGAAUACGAAAUGCACAAAUUACGGGCACUGCAUCAGCAUCAAAAAAUGGUUCUUCAAAGGAAGACGGAGGAAGCAGCAAUUGCUACACGGCGCCUGAAGGAGGUUUUGGAGUCUCGCAAGUUAUCUGGACGGGAGGCUGUUUUCUGUUACUCUAACUCGAGGCAUUGGACAGGCACUUUAACAGACAAUGGACACGCUUUUCAGGCGGAUGAUAAAGUCUUACACAGUUGGGUUGAUCGUGAGAUCGAAGUGGCCCUUCAUGUUCACGAAGUUCGUGUAGCUUAUGACAAGCAGAGUGAAGCGCGCACUGCUCUUGCUAAUGAACUGUCAAAGCUAAAGGCGGAGGAAAUGUAUGAUCGUUCAUACAAUGCGCAAAACGGCAAUUGUUUACCGAUGCACGGGCAAAUUGAUUUACUUGAGAACAUGUUGAAUGCAUCUUCAGAUGCAUUGGUUUCAAUGGCAUCAGAACUCUCUGAAGCCGAAGAGCGCGAGCUCAACGGUCAUGCACGAUGGCUCCAUUUAAAAACUUUGGGGGAGGCCAAAGCACUGCUCAACGUAACAUUCAGUGCAGCUGUGUGUGCUCGGUGCGAUCUUCAAGACAGGGAGACUGAGAUACGGGAGUUGAAGGACAAAAUCGUUGAGCUCAACGAUGCCUUGAAGCUCUCCGAUGCACGCAGACAGGAACUUGACAGGCAACAGCGGUUGAAAGAGCAAGCUGUUGCCGUGGCCCUUGCUGCGGCGACAAAGGCUGGUGCGGACGUUGCGGUGAGAUGUGGAAUGGAGGAGCUGUCGUUGGGUUUCUCACAACUUGCAGCCUCCGGAUCCAAGCACUUGCAGUAUCCUACAAACAAUAGCGUCGAUGGUUCGUCAGAUUACGACGUCCGAAAGUUGGCCUCCCUCGAGCCUGGACUAAUGACAAAGCAGCCAGGUUUUCAAACUGGAAAACUUUGGAAAUGGAAGCAAAGUCAUCAGCAGCGGUGGUCUUUCCACUUCAAGUGGAAAUGGCAAAAGCCCUGGAGGCUCUCAGAAUGGGGUAUGGGGAAAGGAGCCACAGGUUACAGAUUCGAUGUGAGGCAUAGAGACCGGUGGAAGCGAUUGCGAGUCUGAAAGGAAUCGAGAUGUAUCAAGGAUACAUUGAAACAUACACAAUACACACAGCUACUACACACAUACAACACACAAACACACAGCAAGCAACCAAGCAACUUGGACGAUACAUAUAAAGUUUUUAUACGGCGGAUGUAUAGCAACAUAUUUUUACUCGUGCCGCGUGAACUUCCCGUAUUUUGUUGAGAUGAUUCAGAGAGCUAUCCAGGUAAGCUGUUUAAUCUCUUGCCUGUGUCUAGCGAUGUCAUUUUAAUUUGCUUCCAUGCGUGUGUGUUUGAAGGAAGUGAAACACAUUUCGUAUAAAAUGCCUCUGAAAUGUCAAGUUCUUAUCGUUCUUUGCAGAAAAAUGUGAUUUUUGGAGCGGCAGUUUUGAGAGAAGAAAGCAUCCCAGGUAUGAGAGCAAUUUCUGGGCACUGGACAGACUUUCACGGAGUCCAUGAAAACUUCCACUCCUAGAUCGAGUUGUCCAGCCAUGAAGCAGGGAGACUCGAGGUUGACGGGUUUACGUCAAGAAGAAAGCAGCAAGGUCGAGCUAUAGACGUUCUACCUGUGGACAAGCUGAGCGAGUUCUUGGAUAGAGAACAGGGCAGUGUCCAGGAGGUAACUUUGGCGGUCCAGUUCCAGCAGAAGUGCUUCCAGGACGAUUCGGGAGAGCUGGCCCCCGCGGACGUGCACAAGAUGGCUGGAGAUCACUGCAGCUGAGAAGGGCGAGCUGUUCGUGUUUGGAGCAGAACGGGAAACGAAGAUAAACACCUGGUUGCUCAGGCUCAAGAGUAGCGCUAGAUGAAAUGGUUCCUGCUAAAACCAAGCAGCUUAUCAUUAUAAGUUUUGGUAUGCUUAUUGAGCUUGAACUACUCUUGCUCAGGCU